GAGCAGAUGAUGCAGAGCUGGAGCUAGGCGGAGAGAGGGCAAUCCGGUCAAUUUUACUGGUUUAGACUUUUAGUUGAAUAAUUGGUGAAGUCAUCAUGUCCACUGCAGCUCGUCAGACGGCAAUCAGCUGCCCAGGUCACACCCGUCCUGUAGUUGAUAUUUCCAUCAGUGAUACCACACCCAAUCAUGGAUACUUCAUGAUCAGUGCCUGUAAAGAUGGCAAGCCGAUGCUGAGGCAAGGCGAGACUGGAGAUUGGAUCGGAACCUUCGACGGCCACAAGGGGGCGGUGUGGGGUGUAGCACUGAACAAAGAAGCGACCAGGGCUGCGACAGCAGCUGCUGAUUUCUCUGCUAAAGUCUGGGAUGCUGUGUCGGGUGAAGCCUUGCAUGAUUUUUCUCAUAAACACAUUGUCAAAUCAGUGGAUUUCUCAGCGGAUAACAGCAAACUCCUUACAGCAAGUAACGAGAAGCUCCUGAGGAUAUUUGAUCUGAAUGCCCCUGAAGCAGAGCCGCUGUUAUUCCCUGGUCAUGAGGACCACAUCAGACAUGCACGCUUCCUCCCUGAUACAAGGUCUAUCGUCAGCUGCUCUGAUGACAAAACUCUCAGAAUAUGGGAUAUCGCCUCAAACUCGGAGGUUAGAAAGAUUCCCCUCAGUUCCAGUAAUGUUGGCAUAGACCUGGUCCGGGAUGGGUCGGUCCUGGUAGUGACCCAUGGCAAGACAGUAUCGUUCUACAGUACAGACAGAUUUGAAGAGAUGAAAAAGUUUGACACUGAGACCCUUGUGUAUUCAGCAUCUCUCAGUCCUGAUAAGAAAACGUUUGUUUGUGGAGGAGAAGAUUUCAAGAUCUACAGGUUCUCAUACGAAGACGGAAAAGAGGAAGCUUCAUACAAGGGUCACUUCGGUCCCGUUCACUGCGUUCGAUUCUCUCCGGACGGGGAGCUGUACGCCAGCGGUUCAGAGGAUGGAACACUGCGCCUCUGGCAGACAAACAUCGGCAAGACUUACGGACUGUGGAAGUUGGUUGGUGAAAGCGAGGCUGAUGGCGUACCUGCAUGCAAUGUCACAACGGAUGCCCUGUCACCUCCGACGGUGGUCAAGGUCGAAAGCUAACUCAUCAUCCUGAAACCGGAAGGCCUAUCUUACCGGAGAGGGUCAUAGCUUUGACUGCAGCUGCUGAUCAUUCGUGGCAAUUGCAGCAGCUUGGACCUUACCAUGAUGAUGACAACAGUCAAGCGCCUUUUUCCAGAGGAUUAAAAGCGCAAAUAAUAUCAAAACAAUUACCCCUGGUUUCCUGCCAGCCUCAAAGAAGCCUUGAAGAUUCCACUUCAGUCACUUUAAUAUGGAACAUCACCAUCUGAGACCUGCUAGAGGCUGAAAGAAAAUCCUUAAACACAAUAUUUUUGACUGUUGAUCUUGCAGACACAACUCGAAAGAUGUCCUUGGAUUCAGCAGAGAGUUGAGGGGUCAAAGGUCACCAACUGGUUCUGGGGCAGUGAGAUAGGCCCUCCAGGCCGUUAUCUUCAGUAUUUCACUUGUAACAAUUUUUUUAUUGAAAGGUCUACUUAGUCUGCAAGCACAGGGCUACAGAAGGAAAACCUAAAUUUUGAGGAAUGCCAAUAUACAUUGUGUUGUUCACACUCUAAAGCUCAUUAUCAUUGAAAGAUGUUAUUUAUUAUGUUACAUGUACAUGCUUAAGGCAUACUUUGAGCAGAAAAUAAUGAUAUCAUAUCUGAAUAAAAGAGUAAACUUUACCAAGCAAAGCGUUUUAACCCUAUCGAGGCUGGGG
Messenger RNA from Lytechinus variegatus (green sea urchin), 1788 nucleotides. RefSeq names its product serine-threonine kinase receptor-associated protein-like. The record is from RefSeq and is a predicted model, not a curated record. Gene Ontology annotation, molecular function: RNA binding; protein binding. Gene Ontology annotation, cellular component: SMN complex. Gene Ontology annotation, biological process: spliceosomal snRNP assembly. The coding region runs from base 96 to 1112 and encodes 338 amino acids. Lineage: Eukaryota; Metazoa; Echinodermata; Echinoidea; Temnopleuroida; Toxopneustidae. The transcript is spliced from 8 exons.